AUGAGCGAUAAAAGUGAAGAUAUUUCCAAUAAUUCGCUAGAAAGAGAUAACGAUACAUAUAUGGAUGAAAGACCAACAGAUCAACGUCGCCAAUUGAUGAACAUGGAUGACGGUUCAUCUGCUACUCCCAACUUUGAUGAAAAUGACCAAGAAGGUAUAGAACGUGGCGAAAAGAUCUCAAACCACAGAGAGGAACAGCCACAGUCAGAACUAGUUCACGACAAAAAGAAUCAGCAACUGGCCACACCACCACCACCACAAUACGUAUCAUUCUUUAGUCGGGAAUACAAGUCACAUAGAAUGCAAAUACACAAAAGAUUUGUUUUAAUUAAUAUGCUAAUGGCCACAUUGAUUUUAACUGCCCUUUCAAUAUAUUGGGGUUCAUAUUAUGAAAUUCUGGAUAAUUUAAAGGAAUUGAAGAUGUUGGUAGUUAUCGGUGACGAAAACACCAUUGAGGGAGUCCCACCAGUAUUUGGAGACUCUAUGGAGGAAAUUUUACAGCGACCACAAGCAAAAGCAAUUGGAAACUGGUAUAUAUACAAAGAAAGCGAGUUUGAAACACACGCACAAGAUAAUAAUAAUACCAUCAGAGGAGAAAUUUUGAGACAAGUGCAUCAUCAAUUGUACUGGUCAGCAAUAUAUGUCAAGCCUAAUGCUAGCUACAAUUAUUACCAAGCAUUGGUGAAUGGAGACACACGAUAUAAUGUAUCAGACAACACAAUUACGGCUUACUAUGAAACGGCUCGCGACUUUCUCGUUGUGCCGCUGUAUGUGACACCCCAAUUGGAAAAGACGGAGACUUUUUGGUUGGAUCAACAAUCUAGCAUGAUUUCACAACUUGUUGAAAACUCAACUAUUGAAUCAGCAUCACAAAAACAAGUAUUGGCCCAACCAGUGCAGUUUACCGUGGUGGAUAGGCUCCCAGUGACAAAUCAUGUUUUGAAUGCGCCAAUGCAGUUGGGAUUCAUUUAUUUGAUUAUUGUUUCGUUUUUCCAAGUCAGUUUUUUCAGCGAACCACAUCAGAAAGUGGCAAAGACGCCAGUGAAAAGAAUUCAUUACUUGCUUUACCGUUACAUUGGCNUUGAAAACUCAACUAUUGAAUCAGCAUCACAAAAACAAGUAUUGGCCCAACCAGUGCAGUUUACCGUGGUGGAUAGGCUCCCAGUGACAAAUCAUGUUUUGAAUGCNCAAUUGUACUGGUCAGCAAUAUAUGUCAAGCCUAAUGCUAGCUACAAUUAUUACCAAGCAUUGGUUAAUGGAAACUCAAAGUACAAUGCAUCUGACAACACAGUUGCUGCUUAUUAUGAAACCGGUCGUGAUUUUCUUGCCAUGCGACUGUAUGUAACCCCCCAAUUGCAAAAACUUGAAUCAUAUUGGUUUAAUGAGCAACCGAAACUACUUUCGCAGAUAGCCGAGAAUGUCACAAUUGAAUCGGCAUCACAGAAACAGGUCUUUUCUCAACCAAUCCAUUUCACCAAGGUUGACAGAAUACCAUUCACUGAUAAUGUCUUGAGUGCACCUUUGCAAGUUGGUUUCAUUUAUAUGAUUAUUGUCUCGUUUUUCCAAUUUAACUUCUUUUCCGAACCCCAUCAAAAAGUGGCAAAAACGCCGGUGAAAAGAAUUCAUUAUGUGGCCUAUCGUUAUAUAUCAUCCAUUUUUUCAUUUUUUUUCCUUUCAUUGAUCUUUGGAUUAGUUACAUUAGCUUUCCAGGUUAAUUUCGAUGCAACUUAUGGGAAAUCAGGGUUUUUGGUCUACUGGAGUAUUUCCUUUUUAACUAUGUGUGCUGUUGGAUUAGCCACUGAAAUAAUGGCCAUGUUGAUUAUACCAAUUUAUCCCCCUCUACUUGGAUUUUGGUUAAUAUUUUGGGUUAUUGUCAAUAUUGCCCCUACAUAUACGGUAAUGGCGUUGACCAAUAACUUUUUCCGUUAUGGAUACGCUAUGCCGAUACACAAUAGUUAUGAAGCCACCAAGACGGUNGCGCCAAUGCAGUUGGGAUUCAUUUAUUUGAUUAUUGUUUCGUUUUUCCAAGUCAGUUUUUUCAGUGAACCACAUCAGAAAGUGGCAAAGACGCCAGUGAAAAGACCCCAUUACUUGCUUUACCGGUACAUUUCAUCGAUUCUAUCAUUUUUCUUCCUUUCAUUAGUUUUUGGAUUGACGUCCUUGGCUUUUCAAGUUAGUUUUACCACAACCUAUGGGAAAUCAGGAUUUUUGGUUUAUUGGAGUAUAACAUUCAUUACAAUGUGUGCAGUGGGGUUAGCCAAUGAGAUCAUGGCCAUGUUGAUUAUACCAAUUUAUCCCCCUCUACUAGGAUUUUGGUUAAUAUUUUGGGUUAUUGUCAAUAUUGCACCAACGUAUAAUGCCAUUGCGCUUACCAAUAAUUUCUUCCGUUAUGGAUAUGCUAUUCCUAUACACAAUGGAUACGAAGCUACAAAGACGGUAUUUUUUGAUGUUUAUAAGGGACAAUUGGGUCGUAAUUUUGGUAUAUUGGUAGCAUGGGUUGUAGUCUUGACUGUGGCAUUUCCGUUUGUCUUGAGGCGCUUUGCACAGUCAAUGGGUAAGAAGGCCGCUGCAUUGGCUGCAAAAGCACAAGGGGAGAAAGGCUUGUAUGUAGCAAUUGUAAAAUANGUGUUUUUCGACGUUUAUAAGGGACAAUUGGGUCGUAAUUUUGGUAUAUUGGUAGCAUGGGUUGUGGUAUUGAGUGUCAUUUUCCCCUUUGCAGUAAUGCAUUUCUCUAAAGCAAUGGGUAAAAAGGCUAUUGCUGCUGCAAAGGCACAACAAGAAGCAACCAAACGUACAGAAGAAGAACAGAACAGUAAAGGUGACGUUUAA
Lodderomyces margitis is the source of this 2829-nucleotide messenger RNA. Its product is annotated as SNG1 family protein. The record is from RefSeq and is a predicted model, not a curated record. Gene Ontology annotation, cellular component: membrane. NCBI's taxonomy places the organism in Eukaryota, Fungi, Ascomycota, Pichiomycetes, Serinales, Debaryomycetaceae. The transcript is spliced from 3 exons. The coding region runs from base 1 to 2829 and encodes 942 amino acids.